UCCGGUUGCUAGUUUAGCUUAGACGUGCUAGCUAUGGACGAAAAACUAAACUAUUGAGUACUUUUACAUAUUACAUAAUUAUAUAUAUCACGGUUAGAAUCGACGCAUGUUUGUUUAUUUUUAAGUCUUUUUAAAUGAGAUUUCUGACUUUAGCCAUAAGUGUUGAAUACACGCUAGCAAAAGUGACCGACCUGCCGACUCAUUAAGACACAGCGCUGUUUUCUAAAACACUUUGGGACUUCUGCUGCUAUGUAGAACUGCACAAAGACUGUCUCGUCUUCGGUGUUUACAUCCCUGUCUUGGUUUCAAUGGGGAAAAGGAAAGACAUGAUUCACCCCAGGUUUCUCGGCGAAGGCAGCUCUAGCUUGCACAGCGUCCACAAGCGGAAACACAAAAAACACAAGAAGCACAAGAGGAAGCACCACAACUUUGCUGAGGCCCCGGAGCCCGAGCCUGUUGUUGUGCCUCGGCCUCCUCCGCAGCUCCGACUCAAGAUCAAACUGGGAGGACAGACACUGGGCACCAAGAGUGUGCCCACCUUCACCGUGCAUCCCGGAGUGGCUUGUCCACCUUCUCCCUUGAUGAUUAUUCAUAAUGAUGUUGAUGACGACGAUGACGAUGAGGAUGAUGAUGAGGACGACGAUGAGCCCUCUGUGCCUCUGGAGCAAUAUCGGGCCUGGCUUGAUGAAGACAGCAACCUGGCCACGUCCCCUCUGCCAGACAUGGACUCGGACUCCAUGCUGGGUGGCCCAGUAGACGAGGAGGAGAGGUGGCUGGACGCUCUGGAGAAGGGAGAGCUUGACGACAAUGGGGAGCUGAAGAAGGAGGUUGACGAGUCUCUGCUCACUGCCAGACAGAGAGCCCUGCUACACAAGCAGCAGACUCAGCCUCUCCUGGAGCUCCCCAUGGGCUGCAAGGAGAAAGAGAUGACUGCAGAGAUGAUGCAGAAGCGGGAGGAGCGAGCCCGAAAGAGACGCCUGCAGGCUGCCAAGAAAGCAGAAGAGAACAAGAACCAGACGAUAGAAAGACUGACAAAAACCAGCAAGGCCAAGAUCAAAAGCAUGAAAGAGAGGAAGUCCAAGCAGAGUCAGUGUCCCAUGAUCCGGUACAGCGACUCCGCCCAGGGCAUGGCCAUCUCCUUCCCCACAGGGGUCCCGGCUCCUGCACCGGCACCUCCCCCGCCUCCACCAGCACCCGCGGUGAACUGCGGGGUCAGCGGCUGCACCAACCUCAAGAAGUACUCCUGCUCAAAGACUGGGGUCCCACUCUGCAGUCUGGACUGUUACAAGAGGAACCUGCUGCUUGUUCAGAGCACAGCUUGAACUUUGAAGGGCUGCUGUUUACGUUCCCAGUGGACACAGUUGUAGUUCUGUUUAAACUACAUCAGGAUGUGAUGACGGAGCAUACACUCCGCAGGGUCACAAAAAUGGAACUUUACACAAAAAUCUUUUUCAGGACUCAGAUUCCAGGCACAGUGUUGAUUUACUUUUUAUCCCCCUUUUCACUGGCUGUGUCAUAUGAGUAAUAAUGUGUUACCCUGCAGUGAUGCUGGUUACACAGUUUGAUCAUGUACAUUAUAAAAUGUCGAAACAUAAAAAUCCUUGCACUAGUGAAUUGAACAUCGAAUAUUUAUGAUUUCUGUUUGUGGAAUUGAAAUAUUCAAAACUGUAUAUUUUUGUGCACGUUUGGAGACAAAUGAAAACUAUUUCCCACAGGUUGAACAUUAUUUUUUCAUUUGUGUCAAUAAUGUAAAAAUGAUAAUUCGAGAGUGACAAAGGUCAUCAACAACAAGCAGAUUUGUUGUGAGAGAAUAAAAGUUUUGCAUCUUUAA
Messenger RNA from Scatophagus argus, 1831 nucleotides. It is a transcript of the gene ino80b, whose product is annotated as INO80 complex subunit B. Gene Ontology annotation, biological process: chromatin remodeling. NCBI's taxonomy places the organism in Eukaryota, Metazoa, Chordata, Actinopteri, Scatophagidae. The record is from RefSeq and is a predicted model, not a curated record. Bases 309 to 1322 code for a protein of 337 amino acids. Gene Ontology annotation, cellular component: Ino80 complex. The transcript has 6 exons.